Messenger RNA from Hippocampus comes (tiger tail seahorse), 3130 nucleotides. RefSeq lists its product as uncharacterized. Gene Ontology annotation, biological process: proteolysis. The transcript is spliced from 18 exons. Gene Ontology annotation, molecular function: calcium ion binding; serine-type endopeptidase activity. Gene Ontology annotation, cellular component: extracellular region. NCBI's taxonomy places the organism in Eukaryota, Metazoa, Chordata, Actinopteri, Syngnathiformes, Syngnathidae. The record is from RefSeq and is a predicted model, not a curated record. The coding region runs from base 50 to 3004 and encodes 984 amino acids.
GGUCGUAAGGAUCGUCGGAAGUCUGGUUUAAAGGUUCUGCCUCUGUGACAUGCGGACCUGGAACUUGAUUUUGGGGAGUAAACCGCUGGACAUCAUGUUGGCGAGAAGCUGCAUUGUGUUGAUUCUGCUGAUUGACAUUGCCGCAGCUGCAGUGUUUGUGGAGAAGCAGGAGGCGGAUGCGGUGCUGAGCCGGUGGCGGCGAGCAAACUCGGGAUUCUUGGAAGAGCUCAAGCAGGGCAAUCUGGAAAGGGAAUGCCGCGAGGAGAUCUGCGACCACGAGGAGGCCAGAGAAGUGUUUGAGGACGACACCCUGACGAAGCAAUUCUGGGACACGUAUGAACGUCGGGACCCCUGCCGCAUCAACCCGUGUCUUAACCACGGUGUGUGUGUCACCGUCGGGAGCGGCUUCCAGUGUCAAUGCGCCGAAGGCUUUGAAGGACGCUUUUGUCAGAUGGUGUUUGAAGACUCGCUCAAGUGUAAUUUCCACAAUGGCCAGUGUGAGCACUUCUGUGAUGGCUCAGGGAAACAUCGCAAAUGCUCCUGCGCUGAUGGCUACAUCCUGGGCGAAGACGGGCGACAGUGCAUUGCUCAGGUGGAGUUUCCAUGUGGUCAACUCGCUCCGAAUAAUCAGAGCAUGAUGCAGCAGACGAGGCUUGUGGGAUCCAACGAUUGUGCCCAAGGAGAGUGUCCCUGGCAGGUUCUGAUUCAGUUGAAUGGAGUCAGUCACUGUGGAGGCGCUUUGAUCCGUCCGGACCGGGUCCUUACCGCAGCUCACUGUGUCCACGGAAUCAAGCCUGACAAACUUGCUGUGGUGGCAGGGGAACACAACUUGGACGCUGACGAUGGCACGGAACAAAGAAUCCUCGUUUCCAUCGUGAUUACUCAUCAGGAUUAUGAGCCAGCGACUGGCGACAACGACAUUGCACUUCUGCAGUUGAGUGGAAGCGUGUCCCUGAGUAGAUGCGCCAUACCCAUCUGCCUACCUACCAAAGACUUGGCAGAGCGUGAGCUGCUGCUGCAGCCCACCCACAUUGUUUCCGGCUGGGGUCGGAGGACAAGCGGAGGAAACGAAGACACCUACAGUAGCACAACAGCUUCCGGGGAGGUCCUCGCCUUCCCCGUCCUCCGCAGCAAGUCUGUGCCCAUCAUCGAGCACUUCGUUUGCUCCCAGAUAGUCGGGUUCAACAUUACUGAGCGCAUUCUGUGUGCCGGCUACCCGGCGGGUCUGCGGGAGAGCUGCCGCGGAGACGACGGGAGCCCAUUGACCACUCUCUACGGUUCCACCCACUUCCUUACAGGAGUGGUGGCUUGGGGGCGAGGCUGCUCAGUCCGAGGCUACUUUGGCGUUUACACCAAUGUGGCCAAAUUUGUUGACUGGGUGGAGUCCAAGAACCUGCCCUUAACCACAAUGUCACCUGACAUGCUGUUUCAGGUCAUGGACUUCAGAUCAUCCCUACGCCACAAAGAGCUUCUUCUCCUCAACUCACCACCGGACGCCAUGUUUUGUUUUGGUGAACUAUCGCUCGGUGUGCUGUUUUUGCAUCUGGCCACCGCUCACGUGUUCCUGGGCACCGAAGAGGCAACUCAAGUGUUGAUACGGCCCAGACGAGCCAACAGAUACUUUGAAGAGCUCAAGCAAGGCGACAUGGAGCGCGAGUGUCGGGAGGAACGCUGCAGUUGGGAGGAGGCGCGGGAGAUUUUUGAAGAUGCAGCUAAAACUGACAAAUUCUGGGCCACAUACUUUGAUGGGGACGCUUGUCUUUCAACGCCCUGCGCUCACAGGGGACGUUGUGAAGACGGGAUCGGCAGUUACACCUGCUACUGUUACGAAGGCUACCAGGGUUUCAAUUGUGAAAUUGCUAUUCCUCAACUCUGCGAGAACCAAAACGGAGGUUGCCAGCACUUCUGCAAGGUGGUGCAAGGAAACAUUGAAUGCUCAUGUGCUGACGGAUAUUUCCUGGCUUCUGAUGACAAAUCCUGUGAAUCUAAUGAGCCCUUCAAAUGUGGCGUCACAAUCACUGGCAAAACCAGGACCAUUUUCAGGUACCAGCGUCCAAACAUCACAGAGGGAAAUGUCACCGAGUUCAACCAGACCCACGUUGAAAGCAAUGACACCGCCGCUGCCAGCCUGCCGGAGAGCUCACCUCUUGGCAACCUCACCAGCGAAGAAAUGGUGCAGGAAUCGGUGGAGGAGGAAGAAAUCUUCUCUGAUGUAGUGGGAAUGACCCGUAUCGUCAAUGGGGAGAACUGUCCAUCCGAAGAAUGCCCGUGGCAGGCACUUCUCCUCGAUGAAAAUGACAAAGGGUUUUGUGGCGGCACCAUCCUCAACGAAUACAUCAUCUUAACGGCGGCGCACUGCAUGAACAGCACGUCUUAUAUCUCUGUGAGGCUGGGUGAGUUUGACUUAUUGGUCGAAGAUGGGAAUGAAGCCACUUACUACCUGGAGACUGCCCUAACCCACAAGCAGUACAGCUCGGCCACUCUUGAAAAUGACAUUGCGCUCCUCAAACUGGCCUCGCCCAUCAAGUUCUCCAGGCACAUCCUGCCAGCCUGCCUGCCCGAGCCGGAUUUUGCUGAGAAGGUUCUCAUGGAGCAGCGAGACGGCAUGGUGAGCGGUUUUGGACGUCUUGGCCAAAAUCUGCCAGCAUCCAACAUCCUGCAGCGUCUCUCUGUACCUUAUGUGCCCCAACAGACUUGUAAAGAAUCGAGCAGUUUCCUUAUUUCGCCACACAUGUUCUGCGCAGGCUAUGACAAAAAGGCAAUGGAUUCAUGCCGAGGGGACAGUGGCGGCCCGCACGUCACGGCAUACAAAAACACCCAUUUUAUCACGGGGAUUGUGAGCUGGGGCGAAGGUUGCGCAAAGGAAGGCAAAUACGGCGUCUACACUCAAGUCAGCAGAUACAUCAAAUGGAUCCGUACCGCCAUGAAGGUGAUGUUGCGCAAAGAGAAGAGCGGGGGCAGGGUCAGGAGGCAAGGCCAACCAUUCAGAAGGAUGUAUUUAUGAGACGGCCACACAAAUUCCCGACAGAACGUGGAGACAAGUUGCAAACUCAUGCCAUUUGUCUGGAAGACAAAAGCUUUUCAAUGUGUGUAUUUUUCAAAGCCGCGAAAUAAACACUACAACAGAGCG